Messenger RNA from Paramuricea clavata, 512 nucleotides. Lineage: Eukaryota; Metazoa; Cnidaria; Anthozoa; Malacalcyonacea; Plexauridae. The record is from the annotation of a GenBank genome assembly.
AGAAUGAAAUUGAUGGUGAUGCUUUUGUGCUAUUAAACGAUCAAGCAAUAAAGGCAAUGAUAAAAAAGCAGGGUCUGCUUUUGAAAUUUGAGAAAAAGUUCGAACAACUGAAAGAAAAAGAUUUGAAGGAAAGUGCCUCUAUUCCCACUAUCAGAAUAGAUUCUUCAGUAGAACAUACCACCAGCAUCCCGUCAACCUCUAUAAAGUCUUCGCCUAAGCUAAAGAUCAUUCAACCAGUGAUUAGUACAAAUGUGAUAAAAGAACAGUCUAAAAUAUAUGGCAGGUUCAAGGAUCAUGCCAAACUCUCAAGCUGGCAAGUAGCUGUAAAUGAUGCAGCAUUUGUAAUAGCACAAGAAGCACCAGACAAGAUGUAUCACCAUGCUCAGUUGAAAUUGGCUGCUGAGGAAAAAGCACGCAAAACCUACAUAUUCAAAAGAAAACAUGGAUCAAGAUCAAAAUUUGAAGAUGGAGAAAAUAUUCCUAAAAAGAAGAAAAUAUCAGGCACAGAGUGA